Messenger RNA from Saccostrea cuccullata (small rock oyster), 1656 nucleotides. RefSeq names its product putative ankyrin repeat protein RF_0381. Gene Ontology annotation, cellular component: ciliary inversin compartment. Gene Ontology annotation, molecular function: protein binding. The transcript has a single exon. Lineage: Eukaryota; Metazoa; Mollusca; Bivalvia; Ostreida; Ostreidae. Bases 1 to 1656 code for a protein of 551 amino acids. Gene Ontology annotation, biological process: protein localization to ciliary inversin compartment. The record is from RefSeq and is a predicted model, not a curated record.
AUGUGUAAGUACUUGAUCAACAAACACCCUGACCUUUUGAAUGUUAUUGACAAUGACGGAUACACAGUUCUUCAUGAUGCAGCCUAUGGAGGAAAUAUUGAUGUGUUCAAACUUCUGAUAGACAAAGGCCUAGAAGUUGAAAAUACAACAUUUGAAAGUAGAUCAGUCCUACACUUCAGCUGUAUGAAUGGCAAAUUAACAAUGUCAAAGUUUUUACUUAGCAAUUACCCUCAUUUACUUAAUAUGAAAAAUAUUUACAAUGAAAAUGAACUGUUUGAUGCAGCAUGGGGAGGAAAUGUUGAAUUAUUUAAAUUACUGAUAGACAGGGGUCUAGAUAUCAACUGUUCAUCAAGAUAUGGUAAGUCUAUGCUGCACUGGAGUUGUAGAAAUGGCAAGAUAGAGAUGUCUAGGUAUUUAGUUUCCAAUUACCCUAAUUUACUUGGUGCCCUUGAUAAUGAUGGUAUGAAUGUUUUACAUGAUGCUGCCUUUGGAGGUAAUGUUAAACUGUUUGAGUUCCUUAUAGACAAAGGUCUCGAUGUAAACAGUAGAGCUAACAACGGUAAGACAGUAUUACACUGGUGUUGUAGAAAUGGUAAACAGACAAUGUUUACGUACUUGAACAACAAGUAUUCUCACUUUCUUCAUUUGAAGGAUGAUAAUGAUGAAAAUGUGUUACACGACGCAGCCUGGGGAGGUAAUGUUAACCUGUUGAAAAUGGUGAUAGAAGAAGGAUUUGAUGUAGACAGUAAAACAAAGAAAGGUAAAACGGUCCUUCACCAGUCAUGUAGGAAUGGUAAGUUAGCAAUGUGUAAGUACUUGUUCCAAAUACACCCCGAAUUAGUCAAAUGUAUUGACAAUGAUGGUGGAAAUCUGUUACAUGACGCAGCUUGGGGAGGUCAAGUUGAGGUUUUUAAGUUUGUUUUGGAAAAGGGUUUGGAUGUUUACAGUAAAACAAAGAAAGGGAAAACAGUCUUACACCAGAGUUGUAUGAAUGGUAAAGUACACAUGUGUAAGUACCUGAUCAACCAUUACCCUGACUUACUAGAACAUACUGACAAUGAAGGCGAGUCAGUGUUACAUGAUGCAGCCUUUGGAGGUAAUAUUUAUCUCCUGAAUUUUCUGAUAGACAAAGGCUUAGAUGUAAACCGUAAAACUAACAAAGGUAAAACAGUCCUACACAAAUGUUGUAUUAACGGUAAAGUACAGAUGUGUGAGUACUUAGUCAGUCAUCAGCCACAGCUACUGACUGUUCAGGACAAUGAUGGAGUUAAUGCCUUACAUGAUACAGCUAUAGGAGGUGAGGUAGAACUCUUUAAGUUUCUGUUGGAGAAAGGUCUAGAUGUCCACAGUAAAACAGGUACCGGUCAGACCGUCCUACAUCUCUCUUGUCACGUGGGUAAACACGUGGGUAGUCACGUGGACAAACAGGCAAUGUUUGAUUACUUGAUAGAUUCUUACCCAGAUCUAUUAGAUGUUGUGGACAAUGAGGGUAACACGGUCCUACACGUCGCUUGUGUCCAAAAUCAAACAAAAAUAUGUAGCUCUCUGGUUGAAAAGUUUCCUGAUUUACUUAAUAUUGAAAAUAAGAAUGGGGAGAAAAUUGUUGUGUGCUUUGUUAAUGGUGAGAAGCAAUUUAAAAUGGCAAGCGAACAAUAG